This is a messenger RNA of Engraulis encrasicolus (European anchovy), 1016 nucleotides long. RefSeq names its product sodium channel and clathrin linker 1-like. Lineage: Eukaryota; Metazoa; Chordata; Actinopteri; Clupeiformes; Engraulidae. The transcript has 8 exons. Gene Ontology annotation, biological process: clustering of voltage-gated sodium channels; cilium assembly. Bases 101 to 934 code for a protein of 277 amino acids. The record is from RefSeq and is a predicted model, not a curated record. Gene Ontology annotation, cellular component: centriole.
AUCCCAACACGCGCGUGUAGUUCAAAUCGGGCUUGUGUAGCAAGUAUUCUGCAGACAAGUUGUCGAUCGUGCUUACUGAAGUUAAGUUUGUGAGAAUACAAUGGGGAAAUCUAAAAAGAAGCCUCGCAAGCGUAAGACCUCUAAUUGCAACAAGGACAGAAACAAACUGCAAAAGAAGAAAAGGGAUAAACUAGUACCAGGUUUUGAAUGUGCACAGAUGAAAAAAACAUGGGACAACAAGAAAACGGUCCAGGAGAACUUGAGAGAGAUGGGGCUACCGCAUGACUCCAAAUCCAUGUCGCUCAUUCGUCAGCCCAAGAUGGAGAAGGUGAAGAAACAGUGCCACGUCCAGAUACACUGCAUGGCAGAGGAGCUGUCAGCUCUCCAGCUGCAGGAAGGUGCUGAUAAGGACUCGCAGAGUGGGCGAGCCCGCCGGGAGAGGAGGAAAGCAGUGGAGGAGGAACUUGACAAGAUGUACAAAGAGGGGAGCAGUGAAGUGGCGGUCCCAUGUCAACAGUGCCUGAUCGCUGAGCGGCUAAAGGACGAUAUGCACCUCACCCUCCAGAGCACACAGGCCAAGAUGAAGAACAUGGAGAUGGAUCAUGCAGUGGAACUGUCACGGUGCCGAGGCGAGAUGCGGCGUCUGCAAAUCUCGUUGGAGGCCACUUGUGCUCGUGAUGAGCAUAGCGCCACCUUCGAGGAGCGUUUAAUAGAUCUGCAGCAGGAGAACCAGCAGCUCCUGAAUGAGAUAGAGAGGCAGCGCAAAGCCAAACUGAAGUACCAUCAGCAGGUGGCUGAGUACCAGGAGAGGAACGACCAGUUGCAGAGGCGUCUAUCUGAAGCUGAGCAGAGGGUAGCCACAGCCACACAGGAGCUUAACAUGUUACAAAGACGGAAAGAUGCUUCUCUAUCAGAUCUGGACACAGUGUCAUGAGUGGAAAGAACACAUCUUUCUUCCCUUCACCCAACCCACCAUUUCCUUAAAAAAAUGAAAUAAUAAAAAAAUCUACAAAGAA